This is a messenger RNA of Limanda limanda (common dab), 918 nucleotides long. It is a transcript of the gene her13, whose product is annotated as hairy-related 13. Gene Ontology annotation, cellular component: nucleus. The record is from RefSeq and is a predicted model, not a curated record. NCBI's taxonomy places the organism in Eukaryota, Metazoa, Chordata, Actinopteri, Pleuronectiformes, Pleuronectidae. Gene Ontology annotation, biological process: regulation of neurogenesis; regulation of transcription by RNA polymerase II; anterior/posterior pattern specification. Gene Ontology annotation, molecular function: RNA polymerase II cis-regulatory region sequence-specific DNA binding; DNA-binding transcription factor activity, RNA polymerase II-specific; protein dimerization activity.
AUGCAAAUCAGCCCUUAUAAAUACUAACAACAGCCACUCAGCGCCAGCAGCACGUCUCAAUAGGAUUGCAUAAUAAACACGGGACGCCUCGCCUCGCCUGCGAGUUGUUGAUUCGCUUCUCUUCCUGGAAGCGGCCGUGCUCGCCAGCUGCCCUGCACCGGAGGCGAGUCGACAGCAAGCGGCGAUCCGAGCAACAUGGCCCCCUCGGCCCGGCCCAGCCACACGGCAGCAGACAUGGAGGAGGACGAGCCCUACUAUGGGAUCCACAAAGCGGACCGAAAGGUCAGGAAGCCUCUGGUGGAGAGGAAGAGGCGAGCUCGCAUCAACGAGAGUUUGCAGGAGCUGCGGACUUUGCUGGCGGACUCAGACCUUCACUCUAAAAUGGAGAACGCAGAGGUGCUGGAGAUGACGGUGAAGAAGGUGGAGGACAUCUUGAAGAACCGGAGCCAAGAAACCGACACACUGAACCACGAAGCCAGUGAGAGGUUUGCAGCCGGCUACAUCCAGUGCAUGCAUGAGGUCCACAUGUUUGUGUCCAGCUGUCCCGGGAUAGACGCCACGGUGGCGGCGGAGCUUCUCAACCACCUGCUGGAGUGCAUGCCCCUGAACGAGGACCACCUCCAGGACGUGCUGGCCGAUCUGAUCACUGAGACCCCCGGGAGCCACGGCAGCACUUGGCAUGGAGGCGACGAGACGUUCUGCUCCAGCCUGGCGUCGCCCGGUGGUCGGAGUCUCUCCACCUGCUCGUCCUCGGCCCACUCCCCGGCCCCGUCCACCACGUCCAGCGAGGACCUGUGCUCCGACUUGGACGACACCGACAGCGAGCACAACCAGAGCUCCACGGAGAGCAUGGAGAGCAGGGAGGUCCUCGGCCCACCCGCCACCACAUACCCUCAGUCCAUGUGGAGACCCUGGUAG